GCUAAGGACGUGCUGAUGAGGUGUGCGGGUACGGCUCUGAACUCGAAGCUCAUCUCCUCGCAGAAGAACCUGUUCGCACCUAUGGUGGUCGAAGCCGUCUCCAACCUGGACCAGCAGCUGUUGGAUCUUAGCCUCAUCGGCGUGAAGAAGGUCGGCGGCGGCAGCGUAACCGACAGUUUCCUGGUGAAGGGGGUCGCGUUCAAGAAGACCUUCAGCUACGCCGGUUUUGAGCAGCAGCCCAAGAGCUUUGACAACCCGGGCGUGUUGCUGCUCAAUGUCGAGCUCGAGUUAAAGAGCGAGAAGGAAUCGGCGGAGGUGCGCAUCUCCGACCCGGACAUGUACCAGGAGAUCGUGGACGCGGAAUGGAACAUCAUCUACGACAAGCUCGAGAAGUGCGUGGCGAGCGGCGCGAAGAUCAUCCUCUCCAAGCUACCAGUGGGAGACUUGGCCACGCAGUUCUUCGCAGACCGCAACCUGUUCUGUGCCGGCCGCGUGGCGCAGGACGACAUGGAGAGGGUGGCUAAGGCAACGGGAGGCAAGGUGCAGACGUCCAUCCACGGGAUCACGCCCGAUGUGGUUGGGCACUGCGAGAGGUUCGAGGAGACGCAGCUAGGAAACGAACGGUGGAACCUCUUCACCGGCUGCCCCGAGGCGCGAACGGCAACCAUUGUCCUCAGGGGUGGCUCGGAGCAAUUCAUGGAGGAGUCUCACAGAAGCAUCCACGACUCGCUCAUGAUCGUCAAGCGCUGCCUCAAGAACCGCGAGGUGGUGGCCGGAGGGGGUGCCAUCGAGAUGGAGCUUUCCAAGGCUCUCCGCGACCACUCCAAGACCAUCAAGGGGAAGCAGCAGCUGAUCAUGAGCUCCUACGCAAAAGCGUUGGAGAUCAUCCCCAGGCAGCUGGCGGACAAUGCCGGGUUUGACGCGACGGACUUGUUGAACCGUCUCCGACAGAAGCACGCCAGGGGUGGCGAUGCGGGCAAGUGGUUCGGAGUCGACGUAGACACCGAGGGUGUGUGCGACACCUUCGAGUCUGGCGUGUGGGAGCCGACGAUCAACAAGCGAAACUCGCUGCGGUCUGCAACGGAGGCUGCUUGCCUUAUCCUUUCCAUCGACGAAACCGUCAAGAACCCCCAGGGGGCUCCGAGCCAGGGCGUUGGGCUGGGCCGGGGAGGCCCGAUCAGCGCGGGGAUGGGGGGACAGGGGAUGGCAGGAAUGAUGGGAGGUGGGGGGCGCGGCCAGAGGCCCGGAGUAAAGAUGAUGAAGGGCAGGGGAGGCGCGUAACUGGUGUGCUUCCCUAGAAGCGG
Molecule: messenger RNA, 1304 nt
Organism: Ectocarpus sp. CCAP 1310/34
Lineage: Eukaryota; Phaeophyceae; Ectocarpales; Ectocarpaceae
Source: the annotation of a GenBank genome assembly